Molecule: messenger RNA, 630 nt
Organism: Pseudocercospora fijiensis CIRAD86
Lineage: Eukaryota; Fungi; Ascomycota; Dothideomycetes; Mycosphaerellales; Mycosphaerellaceae
Exons: 5
Coding region: 1-630 (209 amino acids)
Source: RefSeq, a predicted model, not a curated record
AUGCCAAUGCCGAGCCUAGCUCACGAUAAGGCUCGCCUCGAUCAUGUAGGCUCACGUCCGGCAUGGCAGUCGACCGAGUACACGCGUCACCAAUGCGACAGAAAAGCAGCAGACCAGCAUCGCGUGAAAACGAUCUACAGAUGGAAAAACCAUCUCACCGCCACCGGUCUACAUAUGACGACCUCAGGGAAGGAGUCUUUUAGCGGCUCGUUGUUGGAAACUGGUAUUGUUAAAGAACGAGGAGUUGAUAUGGCCUUAGACAACGAUAAAAGAACCGACUCUGUUCGAAUUGCUCUGCUUCUUUAUGCUUUAAAUCAUCUCAUCGGCGUGGUAAUUGCUGGGCCAAUGCAAAGCGUCAAGAAUAACUGGCGGCCACUUGAAACUGACUUUGGGGCCUGGCAGAGGCUUGCGAAGGGAAAAGUGGAUGAUGGGUGGACAGAUGAGCCAGCGUCCCAGAAUUUGAGCCGCCAAAUGUCCAAGAUGUCAGACCAGGUUCGUGAAAAUUGUAUGGCUGACGUCAAGGUUGGAGCUGAGUACAUUGGCGAAGCUGGGCUAGAAAUACUCAAAGCAUUACUAUCACAGAACAGAUCGAAAAUCGUAAGAGAGCCUGUGGUCUUCGAACGUUUGUGA